Messenger RNA from Canariomyces notabilis, 3396 nucleotides. RefSeq lists its product as uncharacterized. Bases 1 to 3396 code for a protein of 1131 amino acids. The transcript has 4 exons. Gene Ontology annotation, biological process: mitotic G2 DNA damage checkpoint signaling; mitotic DNA replication checkpoint signaling; DNA replication initiation. Lineage: Eukaryota; Fungi; Ascomycota; Sordariomycetes; Sordariales; Chaetomiaceae. The record is from RefSeq and is a predicted model, not a curated record.
AUGACUGUCCCACGACCGCUGCCCGAAGGGGGUUUCUCAUUUACUUGGCAACCCACUAUCGAGCCUCUCGACAUAACAACAAAAGAGUUCCUUUCCACGCGCCCACUCAUUAGAGGAGCAGCCACCGGAGCGUUCGUCUUCUCAAAGGCCACGGGCGAGGAUAGGGUGCUCAUCGUCCAGCGGGCCCCGCACGACACAAUGCCCCUUCGCUGGGAGGUACCCGGCGGAGCCUGCGACUUGGAAGAUGCGACAAUACUUCACGGACUUGCCAGGGAGCUCUGGGAGGAGGCCGGGCUAAAACUGAAGAGCAUUACGCGGCAGAUUGGGCCAGAGUAUAGCUUCUUUACCAGCAGAGGCCUUGUUGUUACAAAGAUCAACUUCGAGGUCGAGGUAGAGAGUCCAGCAUCUGCGGGGGAGGGGCAGGCCCUGCCAGAAGUGACGCUCGACCCCAACGAGCAUGUGCGCUUCCUGUGGGCCACCGAGGACGAGUGCCGUCAAGGAAGGGUCACUGUCGUUGGCGAUAGUGAACAUCAAAUGGCCGCCGCACCAGAACGUGCAGAUGAUGGCGACUCUCUAUUCGACUCUUCCUGCCCCUUCAAGGGCGUCGUUAUCUGCUGUACAAACGUCUCGACAGAACUGAGGACCGACAUUGCAGCCAAGACGGCCGAACUCGGGGGCGUACACAAAUAUGACCUGACACCCGACUGCACGCAUUUGAUAGUGGGCGACUACAACACGCCCAAAUACCGCCAUGUCGCCAAAGAACGACCCGACGUCAAGCCCAUGGCCGCCGGCUGGGUCGAGGCCGUCCGCAACCUCUGGGUCCAGGACGCCGAGAUCGACUUUGUUGCGCUCGAGAGAGAGUGGCAGUUGCGCACUUUUGAGACGGGCGGAGGGGAGCCCAUGCCCGACGGCACCGUGUCUAGGCGCCGGAACCUCCUCUGCUGCAUGACCGGUUUUGAGGACCCGGAUCUGCGCCAGCAGAUCACCCAAAGCAUCGAGUCGAAUGGCGGCGUCUACACGGGCGAUCUCACGAGACGAGUCACCCACUUGAUUGUCCACAAACCAGAAGGACGCAAGUACCAGGCCGCGCAGAAUUGGGAGGUUCGAACAGUUUCGGUUGAGUGGGUUUUCGACAGCAUCGAGCGCGGCAUGAUCCUGGACGAGAAGUGCUACGACCCAGUCUUGCCGAAAGAGGAGAGGGGCGUGGGCGCAUGGAACAGACAAAAACCUCGGCGAGUCUCAUCCUUGGGCAAGAGACUCAGGGAAAGCAGCGCUCUUCAAGAGGACGGGAAGAGGAAGUUGCGCAAGACGGCAAGCAUGAAGCUAAACAGCCAACGGGACAAUCUAUGGGGUGACAUCUUGGGAAAGUCACCGGCGCAAGACCUCGGACCGGUUUCCCUUAAAGACGCGCCAGCCAAGGCCGCCACCAUGCCACCCACGCCGUCUGCCCAGCAAUCAGGAGGGUCCAAGUCGAUUGACACCCAGGGGUCAAAGCUGUCGUCAUUCGGUGCCCCCGACCCCAACGCCAUCUUCGCCUCCUGCUGCUUCUUCGUGUACGGCUUCUCGGCCCAAAAAGCUGAAAUUCUCAUGAAUGUCAUCGCCUCUCUCGGCGGCUUGAUUUGCCAAUCCCUCGACGAGGUGAUUUCGACAUCCGGUGCUCAACUAGCCCACCGCUUCCUGAUCGUACCGCAGGCUUCCUCUCCAGAUACCCAUCCACAAAUUCCCGACAACGUACACAUCAUAACCGAGUUUUACAUUGAGAGAUGCCUGCACAAGAAGUACUUUUUCGAUCCGUCCCAACACGUCAUCGGGCGUCCAUUCCCCGCGUUUCCGAUUCCUGGAUUUGAGGAUCUGGUGAUCUGCACGGCUGGCUUUGCCGGGGUUGACCUCAACCAGGUGGAUAAAGCCAUACGACAGUUGGGGGGAAAGUACGUUGAAAGAUUCACGGCAGAUGUGUCCAUACUCGUGUGUCAUUCCCUGGCUGCGACCCGGAAAGACAAGCUCGAGUUUGCACGGGCGUGGAAGAUCCCAGUGGUCAGUGCCGAGUGGUUGUGGGAAUGCAUUUCGACCGGGUUUAGGAUCCCAAUCAAGCGGUUCCUCUUUCCGGAGUUGAAGCAGAAUAUUACAAGCCCGAAGCAAUUGAGGGCAAAAGCCAAAGACAGCACAAACGGUCAUGAUGACAAACCCCCAACUAGGGGGCUUGCUGAUCAAAACCCGGCUCCGAAGCCGACGGUGAAGCCCACGCCGCGCCCUGAUUCGGACGACGCGUCCACACGACCCAAGGGAUCAGGGGAGCCGGGUCGUGCGGAAGGUGGCCCAUACGAACGCGAGUCGAACUUUACCACUACGACGCACUUCGCAACAGCUCUUAGCCAUCAAUUCCACACACCUAACGCCGAGGGCACGGGAUCCAGCAGCAAGACUUCCACUGCCGCUCCCCUCUUGGAGGCUUCAGCCAACGCGCUAAACAAGUCGCCCUCCUCUUCCUCGCGGAAAGUGCCUGGCCCAGACCAACAACAACCCCCCUCCCGUAAAGGCCUAAGCAGGAUUGCCAGCGAAGUGGCCGAUUCGGAGGCCACCGAGGGCGAUGUGUGCCGGCCGGAGGACAUCCCGGCAGACGACAUCGACAACGAUGUGGAGAACCAGCCUGAUGAUAACAGCGCUGGCAGAGCAGCGGUGGAACAAGAAGAAAAAGAGGAGCAGGCUCGACUAGACGCAGCCGCAGCCGCAGAGAGGCAAAGGCAGCAGCAGCAACUCGAAGCCGAGAGGGCCGAGGCAGAGCGCCUGGCCAUCUCGACCAAGCUUGCCAGUUCCCUCUUAGACUCUAAUACAGGGGCUGCUGGCGGCAAUACCCUUCUUCUUCCCACCAGUACUACUACCGCCGCACCUGUUGUAGGCUCUGCGACAGUCUCAGACGCUACCGUCCCUCAAGUUGCUCCUCCAGUAGACGACUUAACGCUGGCGGCGGCGACGGCCCGCCCAAAGCGGCGCAAGCGCGAGAUCCUCGGCCGCGCCGUCAGCAACGUCUCGGUGGCUUCAGCCGCUAGCAGCGCUAGUGCCGGCGAUUCGGCGGCGGCUGGUUGUACGACUCCUGCCACUACUACAACAGGUAAACCGGUCGAUGGCGUUGAAGCACCGCCGGUGCCUGCCUCGACGCAACUCGAGUACGAAGACCCGGAGGCGAAGCGGUACAAGGCGCAGCUGAUGAGCAAGAUGCUUGGCAAGGACAAGGGCGCGUCGUUUUCGUUUCCGCAGCAGCAGCAGCAGCACGAAGCAGAGGAAGAGGGGCACAAGCUGACAUUGGCUGAGAUGGGGCUGAUGAUGCAGCAGCAGCAGCGGUUUUUUGACGAGGCCAGCAGUGCUAAGGAGAGGCGGGCGACUAGGCGGAGGUGA